Molecule: messenger RNA, 2475 nt
Organism: Linnemannia hyalina
Lineage: Eukaryota; Fungi; Mortierellomycota; Mortierellomycetes; Mortierellales; Mortierellaceae
Source: the annotation of a GenBank genome assembly
AUGCAGUUGCCACUCAAGUACGGGAUGCUUUAUUUUGACAAUGCAUACCCGCUCAGGAUAGCCUGGUGGGACAUCCGCUACUCGCUGCUUCGACCAGGAUGGAAAUCUCUCGAGCGCAAGGCCAAGAAUGAACUCGUCCCUCCCGAAAAUGGCAUGCCCUUCCACUUCAAAAUCGGAGGAAUCGAACCACGGCUAAAGGACGGCGGAAUGUUUGUCCAUUUUUCAUAUGUCCACCCAUCGUCCUACACAACCAAGGAGGCCCUGAAGGAGAUCGAGAGUCGAUGUGAACAGCACUUGAUGAGCCAUGGUCAUUACAUGUGGUUCAACUUUCAAAAAGUACGAGCCUUCCUUGUUAAGGGCCAACCUUUCCUAGAGGACAUGGCCAGUCGAUACCCCAACAAGAAGGUCAGGAUCGAGUACUCGGGAGAUCUAGGAGUAGAGGGGCUGUAUACUCUCUUCAGGAAGUACGGCAAGAUUGUCGAUAUUUUCCAGGUCCCGCCUGUCAAGGAUAUGCCCAAGCAAGCGAUUGUCCAGUAUUCGUUCAUGCGCGCAGCCACCAGCGCCAAGAACUGUCUUCAUGGAACUGAGGUCAAUGGAAUCCACAUCAAUGUCACAUACGAGAGGACACUGAAGGGCAACGUCAUCUGGACCUGGCUGAGCAACCACCCGAGACUGAGUGUUCCCCUAGGAGGUUUUGCCGUUGCGGGAGUGUCGCUCAUUGUCUUUGACCCUAUUCGAGUCUUCAGCAUGCACGCCAAGAUCAGCAAACUGUUCAACGUCAACGAGUACCCAAUUCUCAAGUGGCUUCGCAAGGAGACUGUCGGGCGAUUGACGCGUACACCCAUCGACUCCCUACAGGCGACUGGGUGGCGCGAGCGUGAGCAAGAUGAAGAAAAGUUGCGUACUUGGCUGCGCAACCCCCCCGAAACAUUUGCGAUUGUUCAAGGACCUCGUGGAGCAGGAAAGACAGACAUGGUCGAAUAUGCGACCAAGGACAAGACGCACAAGAUUGUCAUCCGGUGUGACGAACUAGCAAACGCAAGGAGCGAAGGCGAAGUCUUGUCAAACUUGGCCAAGCAGGUCGGAUACAUCCCUCUGUUCCAGUUCAUGAGCACACUCAACAACAUGAUGGACAUGGCCAUCACAGCGACCACCGGACAGAAGGCUGGGCUAUCGGCUACGUUUGAAGGACAGUUGAAAAAGAUUUUGGAUACGUUGACGAUCGCCAUUCAACAGACAUCGCCUACCAGGAACAUGUCCAACGUCUCACCAGAGGCCAUCAUGAAGAAGAUUGAGCAGACUAUCGAAGAGAAGGCACGGAGAGCUGAGCUUGCCUCGUCAGGUGGCGGUGUCGCAUCAGAAUUGGUCCAGAACCUCGGCUCCAAGAAGGAGCCGUCCAAGGAAGAGAAGUCGAAGAAAGCCAAGGAGGAGAGCAAAUGGUGUGACCCUGAUGAUAUCCCUGUGGUCAUUAUUGAUGGUUACAUGUCGCGAGAGAAGGGUCCUCAUGCCAAGGAGUUCUGGACGUACCUGGCGGAUUGGGCUGCUGUCCUUGUCGAGAACCAUGUUGCUCAUGUCAUCUUUAUCAGCAACAACGUUACCGCCUCCAAGCCUCUCUCCAAAGCGCUUCCUAAUAUGACAUUCGAGACGAUUGUGCUCAUGGAUGCAACGUUGGAAUCUUCAAUGGAGUUUGUCUACAAGCACCUGGACAAGGAGGAGUACGGCAACCUCACCCAUUGUGUCAAGACCAUUGGGGGCCGUCUUACCGAUCUGGAGCUUUUUGUCCAAAAAGUGAAGAGUGGCAUGGGACCCGAAGAUGCGGUAAAUGAUAUUCUGAACAGAUCGGUGGUUGAGGUGCGAAAGAAUGCAUUCGACUUUGAUUCGACCGAAAAGAAGACUCUCGGCUGGACGCCCAUUCAGUUCUGGACCGUCAUGAAGCACCUUGCCGUAUACGACGUCGCCAGCUUUGAUGAGCUCAAGAUCCACCCGCUGUUCAAGAACGACGAGACGCCUUUUAGUGCAAUGGAGCAAGCUGAACUUAUCAGCAUCAACCACAAGAACGGCAAGUCAAAAACUUGUAGAAAACGUGGUAUCAGGACUUGGUUGGGCGGUCGACGCCCAUUCUCGAUUAGACCCGGUAAACCGAUUUAUAAGGCAGCCUUCCAAGAGAUCCUCUCGGAUGAAGGCUUCAAAGCCGUGAUGGAUCUCGAAUCGGCCACAUUCCUCGAUAAAGACGAGAUGACCAAGGUCGUCAAAUGGGAAGGGGAACUCCGAGAGCUCUCGAACUUAUUGCAUCAGGAUGGGUCUUGGUUGUUUGGAGGUGGAAGGGUUCCCAAAGAGGUUGAUACUCGUGUCAAGUGGUUGAUGAAGAAGUUGGCCGAGAGUCAUACCAAGAUUGAGAAAUAUGAACAGGAGAUGGUUCAGGCAAAGAAGGAUGUUGCGUCCUUGAGUGUCAACUAUCAAAGCAGUGAUAAAUAG